Messenger RNA from Varroa destructor (honeybee mite), 7425 nucleotides. RefSeq lists its product as uncharacterized. The record is from RefSeq and is a predicted model, not a curated record. NCBI's taxonomy places the organism in Eukaryota, Metazoa, Arthropoda, Arachnida, Mesostigmata, Varroidae.
AAAGGCAUAAGCGAGUUUUCCUCAGGACGACCCCUAAACUUUUAAAGUUAUAGAACUUGUUUGUUUUGUCUAUAAAAAAAAUUUUAGAGAACGUUCUUUUUUGCACUCCAUCCCUUGCAACGUCCUCUACUUCUGGGAACUGACCCUAAUCCUAACUGGUUUGAAUCGGAAUUUGCUCCUUCACUUAAAUUCAUUCAGUAUCUUUAUUAAGAAUUCGCUAAUUUUCAUUAGUCUGGUAUAGCUUUUUUUUAACGUAAAAUGACGACUGCAGAUUUCUUAUCUAUUGGUUGUAGUCCGCCUGGUGUGUCUGCUUGCCAUUUCCUGCCUGCGUCAUAUUUUUCUUCAGUUAUCAUCAAAUUCAUUGGAAAAUCAUCAUUAUCGUUGUCGUCGUCGUCGCCUAUCUUAUAUUACUUUUGCUAACGCUCAUGCUUUUUAAGGUUGAAAAUUAAACAGUUCAACGAAAAUUAUUUGAUACAAACAAAAUGAUAUUUAUGCUAAUCCUUUCUGUAAUAGACCUUAAUGCUCCAGCUCUUGUACCUGAAAUUGCCCAGCACAAUAUUCUAACAAUCUAUCGAAAAAGAAAUAGGUAGGUAUUGUAAUAACAUUCACCGAUGUUUAGCUUCGUAAAGCUACUUUAAAAGCUUAUGUUGGGUAAUGAUAAUAAUAUUAUUUACUAAAUCUAUUAACAGGUUUCUAAAUGAGGCGGAAAAUAACAGCUGAGCCGCCCAAAUGGCGCCCUAACCAUUUCCGAGCUAAAGAGCAUCCAAAGGGACCGACAUCUUUCUCUCUUCCAUUUUGCCCGUUUCCGUUCUUCAAUCGGAAGGAACCUCCUCCGAUCAUCAGCUUUUGUUUGCGGGCUAUAUUUGCGGAGCGCUCUCGCCCUUUACUUCUAGACGUGCCUGUCUGCCUGCCUGCCUCCUGCUGUUGAUCAUUUUGGUUCGGUGACACAACACAUGGGGGCACUUGGAGGCGAUCUAGCGACGAUAGCAGUAACUAACAUUAGCCGCUGUAUGGAGCACAUUGUUGACCUUCGUAUAAAUCUCCAGACCUACGUAUCGCUCCUCCUGACGGUAUUUCACUGUUUCGCUUUUUCUCUGGAAGCUCCUCGGAUCUGUCCGCAGACAACAGCACCGAUUCGACCAGGCUUUCAGUCGGAGCCGUGUUCUUUCUUUCUGUGGGAUGAUGUGCCCUCUGUGUUGCUGUAAAAACCUCCUCCUCGCCGUCACCGUGUAUAACUGUGGUACGAACGAACGAACGAACGAGUGAAGCUGCUAGCAAGUGGCCUGGCCCCCCGUCGUCGUCGUCGUCGUCUUGGAUGUUGUUGUUGUUGUUGCUGUCGUUGUCGUCACCGUCGUUGUUGUUCUGGUGCUGUCGCCGUAAUGGGAAUCACAAUACGCUUUUGUUUCGUCAGGUGAAUGUAGUUGCUUAACGAAUCAAAAGACUGCCACUGAAGCGUUGAGUGGUGAACUGACAACACGACGAUAGUGAAACGAAUAAUUCAUUGCGUUCUCUCUGUUUUGGACAGACGGCUACGCCGACCGCCGAAUACUGAUAGGACCUAUACCAAGCGCUACCGCCAUUACCGCCGCCGCCGCCGCCGCCGUAGAUCAACGGAACACACACAGCGCACAAACAGCAUUGGACGAGUGUCUGUCCAGCAAGCGACAAAGCACACUGAAGUACAGCUGCUGCUCCUAAAUGCAGUCGUUGAUUUCGCUAAGCGUUUUUCCGGAUAUUUUCCCAUCACGAUCCUAUUAGCAGUACGCCUGCAGAUAGCUAUCAAAAACGAACAAGUAAUAUUCUGUUUGCUCGUUUUCUAGCUAGCUGCUAUCUAAUGUGAGACGAACAGUGGAAUUACUAGGCAAUCAAAAGGUCCGGAGUUAUGACUGGUGCUUGUCUGGCUUUCAUCAAAGUUUAGCUAGGAAAAGCCCUUGCAGGAAGCUCAGCUAAACAGGAGACCGUGGACAUCAAGCGGCGAGUGACAGAAGUGUCUUUGCCGACGCAAUAGAAACUAUUCACUUGCAGAACCUAUAUGUAUAUAUUCUCUUCUCUCCAUCUUUAGUCUCGUGCAGGUCGCGGUUACUGCAGGGAGGCAACACGAACACAGUGAGAGCGCCCCUCCUUAUUAAUACGCUAGAUGCUUCUGUUUGGGUUUAUUAAUCCUUUCGUCAGGUUUGCUUUUGACAAUCCUGUUCAAAAAGGAGAUGCUUGCUAUCAAAAACUCUCAUUGUAAAGCACAAUCUUGAUCUGUUAGAGGUCUUUAAAUAUCUACCAAAGUGUCUUCAUUCAUCUGUGCGAUCUAAUCAGAGUGUGAAUAGCAUUUGGUAGUGGCAGUCGGUCAUUAUCGAAGUGGGCGGACGUACAGCUUUCAGGGGCUGUUUUAGUGAAACCCAUUUAAUUAAUAAGUGGUUUGCUCAGCUGUUGUAUUGUACGAGCUACGUAUCAACGGGCCGCACUCGGGUCUCCUCGCAGUACACGGGCUCUGCCAUAGUAUCUACCAACAGGUAGGAGCUGUCGACUACAUAUUAUCAAAGCUAGCAUUACUGAGCUUACCUUUCAAUGAAACCUGUACAAAUAACUAUUUUCAAUUAGACAGUGAAAAUGUAUAUCAUCGCCCGUUUGCAUUUAGGACACUAUUUCUCUGGGCUGACAUCUACAUUAUGUCUGCUAAUAUAGUUUUCUGCUAUAGUUCAGUUCCAGCUCCUUUCGAGUUUUUCUGUUUAGCAUUUAUUAGUGAAUUUGAACAAGACCGUUGUAGCUUUCGUUCUGCUGCUGUAACGGUUGCACUGUAUUUUAGCGAAGAUAUUGAUUGGCCCCUGAUACGUUCCAUGUUAAGCUACAAAUAAAAAGAGUAUUACGCUGUUACAGAAAAGCUAUUGAAUCAAGUGUUACCUAUUUGUGUCAACCAGCAGAAACGUCAGGGUCGAAAUUUCAAUCGACAUUCAUUUACGUCCCUAUGUGCAAAUAUUUAUGUAAAAAUAAAACCUCAAUUAAUACUUUUUUCAAGUUAAUAAUCUAGUUCUACUCGAGCAAUCUGUGACCAGCUUCUCAGAAUACUAGCUAUGAGAUAUUGCCUCUCAUAUAAAGGUAUGACAGAAAUGUUAAUUUUCAAUACAAUGAUUAACCAAAGUAUCAUAAUAUGGAAUGAAAGGUAAGUAAACAUGUGGGUUUAGUAAAAUGUCCAAAUCAAUGCUUUGCGGCAGCCCUCUUGAGUUAUAGCGAUCGACUGUUUAUGCAGAAUUCUUACAUAACGUUCAUCAAUCGAGUCUGUAUGGCAGUCAACCGUGACAUAGAGCCAUAGCAAACGCGCUUCUACAGUAUAUAAUGGGCUAUGUCUGUUCGCUUAACAAGACUGAAUUUUGCCUAGCACGCCUGCAGCGAGCCCUACACGAGGGGCAAAAGACUUAUUCAAGAAAAAAUUAUAGAUCGCUCGCGACCAUUCCUGCUAGCGUAUAUAUAUGUAUACACACGUAGAGCUGCUGGAUCAGAGCAAAGUGAACAUGUAGUUGGCGCAAAAAUGCUGUGAGUUCCUUGGCUCGGUAACUUGUUGUUUUUGUUAAUAAACUAAUUUAGCAAUUACGUGAUUCUGCGACCCGGUAAGGCUACGCAAAUAAAGAAGCAUUUUUUUUAUAAUACUGCAUUUCUUAGGCACCAACUUAGUCCGUCUUGGUCGAAGUUCCAUAACUUGAGAAUACAUUCACUCAGUCGCCCGUAGUUCAUCCAGAUAAACAAAAAUUGCGCUCCUAUACAACGCGUGUAACCCGUCGGAGGUCUACUCGAAAAAAUAUUUUAUAAAGCACUGUACCUGGCUAUCUUUUGUAAUUCAUAGUUCCUCGUCCCUCUGCAAGGAGAGAAUGCAACAGGGCGGUAACAACAAAGCAUACAAUCAGGGAAACAUGUCAGGCUCAUUUCGUAACCGUUCGAACCAAGGCUCAAAUGGUAACGUGUCACAUCACGGUGGCCACGGCGGAGGGAGAAGGAACGACCAUCGACAUUCGCCAGAUAACAACAACACUAGCCACAACAACAACAACAACAACAACAAUAACAAUGGCGGCGGGCGAAGCGAGCGCUAUACACACGGGGGUGGCGGGGGUGGAGGAGGCCGGGAGAUGAACGGACGAAAUUCGCACGGAGGCGGCCACGGUGGUCACGGCGGUGGCAAUUAUGGCGGUCGUGGAGCGGUGCUGUCACGAGAACAAACGCGACCUCCUCCAGUGCAAUCUUCAACGCAGUUCGAUUCUCGCAACCACAAAGAGAUUGUUGACUUCUUCCAACACAAUUUCGAUAUCAUUAAAGAUCAAACGCUAAGCGGCUCCGGACACAAAUCUAAUAGCACUCGAAAGGCGGUAUACUAUCAACCUCCGCAAGGAACGGCGCGUCCGCCAGCAGUCGCUAGCGAAGCCGGCUUAUAUUAGCGAUCGUUCGACUUAUGCACCAAUUAUCAUCAAGUGACAAAGAAUAUGUACACAACAUGAAUCGGUCACUCUAUACAGAGAGAGAAUUGCGAAAUACUGGCUAUUUUACUUUACUCCUCCUGCUGUUAAAAGCCAAUCAAUGAAAAGCCCUUAACACUAAUCGUCUACGUAGAUAGGAAAAAGCAAGCGUCACUAGAUAACCAGUGGUUCCAUCUUAACCUAUCGAUCUACCAAUGUAAUGAUGUACUCUGCGGUUUAUGUUGUACUAAUUUGGAUUGCGGCUAUUUUGAGCUGCCAGCUGAGCGAGCUCAUCAUAGUCAGUAAUGGAUGAUGAUAACGGUAGGUCUCGCUCCGUGAGGACCGUGUACAGUAUUUAUUACGACCUAUACACGUUCAUACUGCUAUGAGACCUGGCAUGCAUGCGCACAGCAGCCACUCGUUGUCAGGCGCAUCAAUUGGUGAUGCAGUAGCGGUAUGUGACAUCGAUACAACCUAGGUAGAAGAAUACGAUGUGUGACUCUUAUCAGUAAAACAGACCGAUGUUUAUAACCGAAGUCAUCACAUUACAGAACGAAGACAACCUGACGAUAAUCGGUUGUAAUGAGUAAUAAAAUGGUGUGGAAAGUAAUGGACGGGAAUGAAGACGAACUUUUAUACAGCUCAUUGAUGCACCACUAUGGUAAUGGCCUUUUACUGACGCAUUUAAGUUUCUAGACACUCGAGACUCACUGCAUACCGUUUGUUGACAGGUACCAUUGAACACAAGGACAAGUAGUUAGAAUAUACGAUAUAUGAGGACCCGAAUGAAAAAAGGCAUCGUUUCAACAACUAGGACCUCUUAUUUUGCAAGUUUGCUGUUGACGAUACUGCUACUGAUGAUGACGUUGUGCGAUUUAAUGCAUAUCGCGAUUUGAUAAUUUGGUAGGAAGAUCAAUACUCUCCGGUGUGUUUUUGUUGAUGUACUUGUUCAUCCACAUGAUUUUCCUUUACCUUUUAUUUUGCCUGAUUUCGGCUAAGUGAAUUCUCCUUGCUAUAGGACAUUUCUGAAUAUCCAUCAGUAAGAAAGGUGGCAAGUACUCGUCUAUGGUGAGCCUACAAUUCGCUGUUACCCAUCCUUUCGCUCGUGAAUCUCACAAUAGUAUUAGAUCCCGAUGCGCGACUAGGUAUUUCUGCUUCUGAUUGCGUAACAACGAAGAAAAAAAGUCACGGCAUUCUGUCAUACUGUCACUGCUAUAAUUAAAUGAAUUCGCCCAGUUGAUGAUAUUCAUACGGUCGUCAGGAGCGCAGUGCUCGAGCAAUAAAAAGGCUAUUGAAACAAAUUCGAAUGCACAAUAUAACAACGGUACCUAUGAGUGUAUGAUUCAUAACUGAUCAUUGUAGUAUUCAGGCAUAUCGUUAUGCUUAUGACCUACAUCGACCCUUCUGGAAAGAUUUAGCGAGUCUGACAAAAACUGCCAAAGAAAAAUACCGAAAACAGUUUACGAACAUUCGAGGAAGAUCAAACGGUUCUGCAUUUCUGGUCUAAGUAGAUCCCGUGAUGAUUUGCUGCCUCGAGAAUAGGAUACGGAUGAUGAAGGACAGCGCGCAGUUGUGGAUUGAGUGUUAACACAUUUAUCACUUCGUUCAAGUUCAUGCAUUACCCGAUCGCUGCCAAAUCAGCGGAUAAUCGCUGCCAACGAAAAAAAGCCUGAUUGGCGUUAUGGAUUUCCCUAAUACUGUGAUCAUCAUCGCUUUCCGAUGCAUAAUUCCGAAAAGGUCACAGCUUAGGGUUCUCGCUGUGAAGAUAAUUUUUCGAAAAAAAUUCUAUUCAAACAUUUCUGCUCGUUUUUAUCCUUUCUGCGUUGUCGUACAAUUUGAACAUUACGCGUCAUGUUAGUAUUGCUGACGCCUCAUCAAUGAAUACCGACUGCGGUUGAACGAAUGGUGUGUCCUGUGACUGCUAAGGAAAACAGAAUGCAAAAAAUCAUUCGAGUUUCACUUAUUGUUUAUCAUUAUUAUAGUUAAUUAAAGCUAUUAUAUGAGUGAUGAUAUGAUUUAUCCAUUUCUCAAAACGGACUACGAUGGUGACACAAAUGUCGAAAGUGAUACCACGCCUACGCAUCUAACAUCUACGGUCUAUUAUUUUGUGUAACUAAUAUUACUACGAGGUACUGACGACAAGAGUGAAGAUCCCAGUGUCGUUUUUACAAUGUGCGCCUAAAUGCGCGGUGUGUAUAAUAGCCUAUGUCAAGAGACAGACGAAAGAUUAGAAACUUCGAAUGGAACAUACAAAACAUUUAUAAGUUAACUUUAUCAUACUACUGCUACUGCUGAUACUUAUGUGCUGCACGAAAAUAUACCGAACAUGUAUGAAGGGUUCUACCUAUUCAAGAAAGUGUAUGUAAGUUGGAGUACAUUGGACAUAACCGAUACCUAGAAAUCUACCCAAGCCAGCAAAUUAAUGUGUGAUUAGCUAAAGAUGUCUCCAUACCAAUUACUAGCGAUUUACUUAUCUUGAAAUAUAUGAAUGUAUGUAUAUGCAAGCCGUUGUGUGUAAAACUAUGUAAAAUGAUAUAUAUUUUCAUAGUAUUUGAUCUAAGUGCUUACACUUGUUCAAAAGAAGACCUUCCGGUGUUGUAACUAUACUGUAUAGGUGAUAUAAAUUGAUGCUAAGUUUAGAUUAUUGAAUAUGCGGAUCAUAUCAUGAUUACAAUGAUUAUAUUUACUAGAUAGUUGUUUUAAAAAAGCUUUGUUUCUUCGAACCUUCGGUAGAGUGAAAAUCAAUAACCAACUGUACUCACGCCCCGACAAGCCCGUGUAUACAUGCGUCGGGAUGUCCUUAGUUGUUAUUACAACUCCAAACCUUAAAAUGAUGAUAAUGGUCUGGAGUGAACGUGCAAAAAGGCAUCACGAAAUUCAAUGAAUGUUACAUAACUUACAUGAAUUUUUCGAUUGGACAGUGCAUCUGCUAGAUUUUAUCUUGUACUAUAGAGAUGUUUUCUGUUGAAUGUUAUAUUGAUAUAUUUGA